AGACCACAACAAACAACCAAUUUUUUGGCCAUUCAGAUCAUGAAAGUAAUUGACGGAGAGAACAUAACCGUCAUGCAUUACUUGAUAUACUACAGUUCCACUCAAUCAAAACUUGAUGAUACUUGGAUUUACUACCAAGUUUUGACUUAUUUUGAAUUUGCGUGCAUAUGUUUAAGCUACCCUAUGGUAAUCUUCCUUGGCUAUCAACUUUUUCAACAUCGAGUUUUUCAUAAUAAUCUGCAAAAUUUAGUAAAGGCAGCAGUUGUAGAGUACUUGGUACAAUUGACAGCUAGAAGUAUUCAAAUUUUUUUGAUUUUCAAUUCAGCAGAGGAUGGUUUAGUGUUCUACUACGCAUCAUUAGCAAGAUGUACUUGUUAUUUCUUUGUAUCAUUCUCGUUGCCUUGUUUUGUUUUUGAACGAUGCUGUGCUUCAUACUUCCUCUCAGAUUAUGAGAAACGGAGUCGAUAUUACAUUGGCAUAUUUCUGCUUUCAGCAUCUGCUGGAAGUGGUUUCAUCCUUUCUUAUCUAUACCAUAAGUCUGAAAGUACGUUGAUAUAUCAUACAAUUGCACUCGUAUUUAAUAUGACAUUCUCAAUAAUACUAGUUAUUGUGGAAAAAUACAACUAUAAACGACUUCGGGAGAGUUCGAAUCUAAGGAAAAGCAAACGAGAAUACUCAUUGGCAGAAAGAUUUCAAAUUUCUGAAAAUAUUAGAGUUUGUGAGCUUAUGAAAACUAUUAUUAAUGUUGUUUCAAUAUUCAAUCUUUUAUCAACAGUUUCUGCAUCAUUGGACAAUUUCAACUUCUCACAAACUUUCUUGAAUGUGGCUGCUACGUUAUUCAACUUCUGUGUUCUAAUAUACGGAACAUUGGUGUUUUCUUUAUUUUAUUACCUAAUACCACAGUUUCGAUCGGCUCUCAAAGAUGUUUUCAUGAAAAUGAAAAUUCUCAAUGCAGUAGCAUCGUUUCCAGAUCUACGAAAAGAAAAACCAAUGAAAGUAGCAGUUGAAGAAACUAACACUUACUUCACACAACUUCAGCAACAAUGGACUUAAUGUUUAGAAACAUUUGAGGAUAUUCUUUGAGGAAUUUAUUGCAUUUAAGAAGAAUUGAUAUGUAAAAAAUUAAAUAUCUUUGCAUUUUUAAAUUUACGGUGGCAAAUAAAAUAAACAGCUUUU
Messenger RNA from Caenorhabditis elegans, 1176 nucleotides. RefSeq names its product Serpentine Receptor, class E (Epsilon) (gene sre-3). NCBI's taxonomy places the organism in Eukaryota, Metazoa, Nematoda, Chromadorea, Rhabditida, Rhabditidae. Gene Ontology annotation, cellular component: membrane. The record is from RefSeq and is marked reviewed. The transcript is spliced from 9 exons. Gene Ontology annotation, biological process: sensory perception of chemical stimulus. Bases 73 to 1053 code for a protein of 326 amino acids.